Messenger RNA from Peromyscus eremicus (cactus mouse), 9026 nucleotides. RefSeq names its product E1A binding protein p300 (gene Ep300). Gene Ontology annotation, molecular function: protein binding; histone acetyltransferase activity; transcription coactivator activity. The transcript has 31 exons. Bases 686 to 7930 code for a protein of 2414 amino acids. NCBI's taxonomy places the organism in Eukaryota, Metazoa, Chordata, Mammalia, Rodentia, Cricetidae. Gene Ontology annotation, biological process: positive regulation of transcription by RNA polymerase II. Gene Ontology annotation, cellular component: transcription regulator complex; nucleus; histone acetyltransferase complex. The record is from RefSeq and is a predicted model, not a curated record.
CUGCGCGAUGUGAGGCGGCUGCGGCGCCAGUCUGGCUCUCGGCUCGGGUGAGCUCAGUGCGGCCAUUAGGGGCCGGUGCGGCAGCGGCGGCGCGGAGCGCGGCGGCGGCAGCAGCAGCAGCAGCAGCAGCAGGAGCAGGAGCAGGAGGAGGAGGAGGAGGAGGGCUCGCAGGGUGGGGGCGCAGGCCCGGGAGGGGGCACCGGGAGGAGGUGAGUCUCUGGUCGCCUCCUCCUCUCCCCCUUUUUCGCCCCCGCCUCCUUGUGGCGAUGAGAAGGAGGAGGACAGCGCCGAGGAGGAAGAAGCUGAUGGCGGCGGCGGCGGAGCUCCGAGAGACCUCGGCUGGGCAAGGGCCCGCCGUGGCGGGCUGGGGACUGCGUUUGUAGAGCUGUGAGUUCCCGAGAAUUCGCUGCAGCGGACGUGCUGGUCGGAUCAGUGUUGCUGUGCCCUCCUCCGGGCCCGGCUUAGGCCCGGCCCCUCGCACUUGCCCCUACCAUUUCUGUUGAGUCCGCAUCCCUCUCCGGCCACCGCAACCAGGCGAAGAGAAAAAGGAACUUCCCCCACCCCCCUCGGGUGGCGGCGGAGCUCCCGAGCCCACCCUUAGGAGCGGGGCGGGGACCCCGGGCCGAAGAAGAGAUUUCCUCAGGAUUCUCGUCUUUCCUCGGCUGUAUCUCCGAAAGAAUUAAAAAUGGCCGAGAAUGUGGUGGAACCGGGGCCGCCUUCAGCCAAGCGGCCUAAACUCUCAUCUCCGGCCCUCUCGGCGUCGGCCAGCGAUGGCACAGAUUUUGGUUCACUGUUUGAUCUGGAACAUGACUUACCAGAUGAAUUAAUCAACUCUACGGAAUUGGGACUAACCAAUGGUGGCGAUAUUAGUCAGCUUCAGACAAGUCUUGGCAUAGUGCAAGAUGCAGCCUCUAAACAUAAACAGCUGUCAGAAUUGCUACGGUCUGGUAGUUCCCCUAACCUCAAUAUGGGGGUUGGUGGCCCAGGCCAAGUUAUGGCCAGCCAGGCCCAACAGAACAGCCCUGGAUUAGGUUUGAUAAAUAGCAUGGUCAAAAGCCCAAUGGCACAGACAGGCUUGACUUCUCCCAACAUGGGGAUGGGCAGUAGUGGACCAAAUCAGGGUCCUACACAGUCCACAGCAGGUAUGAUGAACAGUCCGGUGAAUCAGCCUACCAUGGGAAUGAACCCAGGGAUGAAUGCUGGCAUGAAUCCUGGAAUGUUGGCUGCAGGCAAUGGACAAGGGAUAAUGCCCAAUCAAGUCAUGAAUGGUUCAAUUGGAGCAGGACGGGGACGGCCGAAUAUGCAGUACCCCAAUCCCGGCAUGGGCAACGCUGGCAACUUACUGACUGAGCCACUACAGCAGGGUUCUCCUCAGAUGGGAGGACAAACAGGAUUGAGAGGCCCCCAGCCUCUUAAGAUGGGAAUGAUGAGCAAUCCCAGUCCUUAUGGUUCACCAUAUACUCAGAAUUCUGGACAGCAGAUUGGAGCGAGUGGCCUUGGUCUCCAAAUUCAGGCAAAGACUGUACUACCAAAUAGCUUAUCUCCAUUUGCAAUGGACAAAAAGUCAGUUCCUGGUGGGGGAAUGCCCAACAUGAGCCAGCAGCCUACCCCAUCGGUCCAGCAGCCAGGCCUGGUGACUUCAGUUGCCCCUGGGAUGGGUUCUGGAGCACACACGGCUGAUCCAGAGAAGCGCAAGCUCAUCCAGCAGCAGCUUGUUCUCCUUUUACAUGCUCACAAAUGCCAGCGCCGGGAGCAGGCCAAUGGGGAAGUGAGGCAGUGCAAUCUUCCCCACUGUCGAACCAUGAAAAAUGUUCUAAACCACAUGACACACUGCCAGUCAGGCAAGUCCUGUCAAGUGGCACAUUGUGCAUCUUCUCGACAAAUCAUUUCACACUGGAAGAAUUGUACAAGGCAUGAUUGUCCUGUGUGUCUUCCUCUCAAAAAUGCUGGGGAUAAGCGAAAUCAACAGUCAAUUCUGACUGGAGCACCAGUUGGGCUUGGAAACCCUAGCUCUCUAGGAGUGGGUCAGCAGUCUGCCCCUAGCCUAAGCACUGUCAGUCAGAUUGACCCCAGCUCUAUAGAGAGAGCUUAUGCUGCACUUGGACUACCCUAUCAAGUAAAUCAGAUUCCACCACAACCCCAGGUACAAGCAAAGAAUCAACCAAGUCAGCAGUCGGGACAGUCUCCUCAAGGCAUGCGAUCUAUGAGCAACAUGAGUGCUAGUCCUAUGGGUGUAAAUGGAGGUGUAGGGGUUCAGACACCGAAUCUUCUUUCUGACUCCAUGUUGCAUUCAGCCAUAAAUUCUCAAAACCCAAUGAUGAGUGAAAAUGCCAGUGUGGCCUCCCUGGGUCCUUUGCCAACAACAGCUCAGCCAUCUAGUACUGGAAUUCGGAAACAAUGGCAUGAAGAUAUUACUCAGGAUCUUCGAAACCACCUUGUUCAUAAACUUGUUCAAGCCAUAUUUCCCACUCCGGAUCCUGCUGCUUUAAAAGACCGACGGAUGGAAAACCUUGUUGCAUAUGCCCGUAAAGUAGAAGGGGACAUGUAUGAGUCUGCAAACAAUAGAGCGGAGUAUUACCACCUCUUAGCUGAGAAGAUCUAUAAGAUUCAGAAAGAACUAGAAGAGAAACGGAGGACUAGACUACAGAAACAGAACAUGCUACCAAGUGCUCCUGGCAUGGUUCCAGUUUCUAUGAACACUGGGCCUAACAUGGGACAGCAACAACCAGGAAUGACUACUAAUGGUCCUCUACCUGAUCCAGCUAUGAUCCGUGGCAGUGUGCCAAACCAGAUGAUGCCUCGGAUAACUCCACAACCCGGUUUGAAUCAGUUUGGGCAGAUGAAUAUGCCUCAGCCCCCUAUUGGACCCCGGCAACCCUCUCCUCUUCAGCACCAUGGACAGUUGGCACAGUCUGGGGCACUAAAUCCACCUAUGGGCUAUGGACCUCGAAUGCAGCAGGCUUCCAGCCAGAACCAGUUCCUCUCCCAGACUCAGUUUCCAUCUCAAGGAAUGAAUGUAACAAACAUGCCUUUGGCUCCAUCCAGUGGUCAAGCACCAGUGUCUCAAGCACAAAUGUCCAGUUCUUCCUGCCCAGUGAACUCUCCUAUAAUGCCUCCAGGGUCUCAAGGGAACCAUAUUCACUGUUCCACUCUGCCUCAACAAGCUCAUCAGAAUUCGCCUUCUCCUGUUCCUAGUCGUACCCCUACUCCUCAUCAUACUCCCCCAAGCAUAGGGACUCAGCAGCCACCAGCAACAGCAAUUCCAGCACCUGUUCCUACACCACCUGCCAUACCACCUGGACCACAGCCCCAAGCUCUCCAUCCCCCUUCUAGACAGACACCUACACCACCAACACACCUUCCUCCCCAAGUGCAGCCUUCACUUCCUGCUGCUCCUUCUGCUGACCAGUCCCAGCAACAGCCUCGCUCACAGCAGAGCACAGGAGCCUCUGUUCCUACCCCAACAGCACCAUUGCUGCCUCCUCAGCCUUCAACUCCGCUUUCUCAGCCAACUGUAAACAUUGAAGGCCAGGUAUCAAACCCUCCAUCUACUAGUAGCACAGAAGUGAAUUCUCAGACCAUUCCCGAGAAACAACCUUCACAGGAAGUAAAAAUGGAGGUUAAAAUGGAAGUAGACCAACCAGAACCAGCAGAUGCUCAACCUGAAGAUACUCAGGAGGUUAAAGCUGAAGAUGGUAAAGUGGAACCUACAGAAACAGAGGAGAGAGGCACUGAGUUAAAAACUGAAAUAAAAGAGGAAGAAGACCAGCCAAGUACCUCUGCUACACAGUCCUCCCCAGCUCCUGGACAGUCAAAAAAGAAGAUUUUCAAACCAGAAGAAUUACGCCAGGCUCUGAUGCCAACAUUGGAGGCACUUUACCGGCAGGACCCAGAAUCCCUUCCCUUUCGUCAGCCUGUAGACCCACAGCUUCUAGGAAUCCCUGAUUAUUUUGAUAUUGUGAAGAGCCCCAUGGAUCUUUCUACCAUCAAGAGGAAGUUAGAUACUGGACAGUACCAAGAGCCCUGGCAAUAUAUAGAUGACAUUUGGCUCAUGUUCAACAAUGCCUGGUUAUAUAACCGCAAAACUUCAAGGGUAUACAAAUAUUGCUCCAAACUGUCUGAGGUGUUUGAACAAGAAAUCGACCCGGUCAUGCAAAGCCUUGGAUAUUGUUGUGGCAGAAAGUUGGAGUUCUCUCCACAGACACUGUGUUGCUAUGGCAAACAGUUGUGCACAAUCCCACGUGAUGCUACAUAUUACAGUUACCAGAACAGGUAUCAUUUCUGUGAGAAGUGUUUCAAUGAAAUCCAAGGGGAGAGCGUUUCUUUGGGGGAUGACCCUUCCCAGCCUCAAACUACAAUAAAUAAAGAACAAUUUUCCAAGAGAAAAAAUGACACGUUGGAUCCUGAAUUGUUUGUUGAGUGUACAGAAUGUGGAAGAAAGAUGCACCAGAUCUGUGUCCUUCAUCAUGAGAUAAUCUGGCCAUCAGGGUUUGUCUGUGAUGGCUGUUUAAAGAAAACUGCACGCACUAGGAAAGAAAAUAAGUUUUCUGCUAAAAGAUUGCCAUCUACCAGACUUGGGACCUUCCUGGAGAAUCGAGUGAAUGACUUCCUAAGGCGACAAAAUCACCCUGAAUCAGGAGAGGUCACUGUUAGAGUUGUUCACGCUUCUGACAAAACUGUGGAGGUGAAACCAGGCAUGAAAGCAAGGUUUGUAGAUAGUGGAGAGAUGGCAGAAUCUUUUCCAUACCGAACCAAGGCCCUUUUUGCCUUUGAAGAAAUCGAUGGUGUUGACUUGUGUUUCUUUGGCAUGCAUGUUCAAGAGUAUGGCUCUGAUUGCCCCCCACCCAACCAAAGGAGAGUAUACAUAUCUUACCUCGAUAGUGUUCAUUUCUUCCGUCCUAAAUGCUUGAGGACCGCAGUCUAUCAUGAAAUCCUAAUUGGAUAUUUAGAAUAUGUCAAGAAAUUGGGAUACACAACAGGGCAUAUUUGGGCAUGUCCACCGAGUGAAGGGGAUGACUACAUCUUCCACUGCCAUCCUCCCGAUCAGAAGAUCCCAAAGCCCAAGCGCCUACAGGAAUGGUACAAAAAGAUGCUUGACAAGGCUGUAUCAGAACGUAUUGUCCAUGAUUACAAGGAUAUUUUAAAACAAGCUACUGAAGAUCGAUUAACAAGUGCAAAGGAGUUACCCUACUUUGAAGGUGAUUUCUGGCCCAAUGUUCUGGAAGAAAGCAUUAAAGAACUUGAACAGGAAGAGGAAGAGAGAAAACGGGAAGAGAACACCAGCAACGAGAGUACUGAUGUAACAAAAGGGGACAGCAAAAAUGCUAAGAAGAAGAAUAACAAGAAAACCAGCAAAAACAAGAGCAGCCUGAGUAGGGGCAAUAAGAAGAAGCCUGGUAUGCCCAAUGUGUCUAAUGACCUGUCUCAGAAACUGUAUGCCACCAUGGAAAAGCAUAAAGAGGUCUUCUUUGUAAUCCGCCUCAUCGCUUGUCCUGCUCCCAACUCCCUGCCUCCCAUUGUUGAUCCUGACCCUCUCAUCCCCUGUGACCUGAUGGAUGGUCGAGAUGCAUUCCUCACCCUUGCAAGGGAUAAGCACCUGGAAUUCUCUUCCCUCCGAAGAGCCCAGUGGUCUACCAUGUGCAUGCUGGUGGAGCUGCAUACACAGAGUCAAGAUCGAUUUGUCUACACCUGCAACGAGUGCAAGCACCAUGUGGAGACACGCUGGCAUUGCACUGUGUGUGAGGAUUAUGAUCUGUGUAUCACCUGUUAUAACACUAAAAACCAUGACCACAAAAUGGAGAAACUAGGCCUUGGCUUGGAUGAUGAGAGCAACAACCAGCAAGCAGCAGCCACACAGAGCCCAGGAGACUCUCGCCGCCUGAGCAUCCAACGCUGCAUACAGUCUCUGGUACAUGCCUGCCAGUGCCGCAAUGCCAACUGUUCCCUGCCUUCCUGCCAGAAGAUGAAGAGGGUCGUGCAGCACACCAAAGGCUGCAAACGGAAAACCAAUGGUGGAUGCCCCAUCUGCAAACAGCUCAUCGCCCUCUGCUGCUACCACGCCAAGCACUGCCAGGAGAACAAAUGCCCGGUGCCAUUCUGCCUCAACAUCAAGCAAAAGCUCAGGCAGCAACAGCUGCAGCACCGGCUCCAACAGGCUCAGAUGCUCCGCAGGAGGAUGGCCAGCAUGCAACGGACUGGUGUGGCAGGGCAGCAGCAGGGCCUGCCUUCCCCAACUCCUGCUACUCCUACCACCCCAACUGGCCAACAGCCAUCCACCCCACAGACACCCCAGCCCCAACCCACCUCUCAACCUCAGCCCACUCCUCCCAACAACAUGCCACCCUACUUGCCCAGGACUCAAACUACAGGCCCUGUGUCCCAGGGUAAGGCAGCAGGCCAAGUCACCCCACCAACCCCACCUCAGACUGCUCAGCCCUCUCUUCCAGGGCCUCCACCUGCUGCAGUAGAAAUGGCGAUGCAGAUUCAGAGGGCAGCAGAGACACAGCGCCAGAUGGCUCAUGUACAAAUUUUCCAAAGGCCCAUCCAGCACCAGAUGCCCCCGAUGACACCGAUGGCCCCUAUGGGCAUGAACCCACCUCCCAUGGCCAGAGGUCCUGGUGGGCAUUUGGAGCCAGGAAUGGGUCCCACAGGAAUGCAGCAGCAGCCACCUUGGGCCCAAGGAGGAAUGCCUCAGCCACAGCAGAUGCAGUCAGGGAUGCCAAGGCCAGCCAUGAUGUCAGUGGCCCAGCAUGGUCAGCCCUUGAACAUGGCACCACAGCCAGGAUUGGGCCAAGUAGGUGUGAGCCCACUUAAACCAGGCACUGUGUCUCAACAAGCCUUACAAAACCUUUUGCGGACUCUCAGGUCUCCCAGUUCUCCCUUACAGCAGCAACAGGUGCUUAGUAUCCUUCACGCCAACCCCCAACUGUUGGCUGCAUUUAUCAAGCAGCGGGCUGCCAAGUAUGCCAACUCCAAUCCACAACCUCUCCCUGGACAGCCUGGCAUGCCCCAGGGACAGCCAGGGCUGCAGCCACCUACCAUGCCUGGUCAGCAAGGUGUCCACUCCAACCCAGCCUUGCAGAACAUGAAUCCUAUGCAGGCAGGUGUCCAGAGAGCUGGCCUGCCCCAGCAGCAACCCCAGCAGCAGCUCCAGCCACCCAUGGGAGGAAUGAGUCCCCAGGCUCAGCAAAUGAACAUGAAUCACAAUGCCAUGCCUUCACAGUUCCGAGACAUCUUAAGACGGCAGAUGAUGCAGCAGCAGGGAGCGGGGCCAGGAAUUGGCCCUGGAAUGGCCAACCACAACCAGUUCCAGCAACCCCAAGGAAUUGGCUACCCACCCCAGCAGCAGCAGCAGCAGCAGCGGAUGCAGCAUCACAUGCAGCAGAUGCAGCAAGGGAAUAUGGGACAGAUGGGCCAGCUCCCCCAGGCUUUGGGAGCAGAGGCAGGAGCGAGUCUGCAGGCCUAUCAGCAGCGACUUCUUCAGCAACAAAUAGGGUCUCCUCAGCCCAACCCUAUGAGUCCACAGCAGCAUAUGCUCCCAAACCAGGCACAGUCCCCACACCUGCAAGGUCAGCAGAUCCCUAAUUCUCUCUCCAAUCAAGUGCGUUCUCCCCAGCCCGUCCCUUCUCCGCGACCACAGUCUCAGCCCCCCCAUUCCAGCCCAUCUCCGAGGAUGCAGCCUCAGCCUUCUCCACACCAUGUUUCUCCACAGACCAGUUCCCCACAUCCUGGACUGGUAGCUGCCCAGGCUGCCAACCCCAUGGAACAAGGGCAUUUUGCCAGCCCAGACCAGAAUUCAAUGCUUUCACAGCUUGCUAGCAAUCCAGGCAUGGCAAACCUCCACGGUGCAAGCGCCACGGACCUGGGACUGAGCACUGAUAAUGCAGACUUGAAUUCAAACCUCUCACAGAGUACACUAGACAUACACUAGAGACACCUUGUAAUAUUUUGGGAGCAAAAAAAUUAUUUUCUCUUAACAAGACUUUUUGUACUGAAAACAAUUUUUUUGAAUCUUUCUUAGCCUAAAAGACAAUUUUCCUUGGAACAUGUAAAAACUGUGCAGUAGCCGUUUGUGGUUUAAAGCAAACAUGCCAGAUGAACCUGAGGGAUAAUAGAUUACAAAGAAUAUAUUUUUGUUAUGGCUGGUUACCCCAGCCGUUUUCCCCCCCCUUGUGUGUGUGGUUCAAGUGUGCACUGGGAGGCGACUGAGGUCUGAAGCCAACCAUAUGCUCCUGCCUUGCACCUCCAAUAGGUUUUAUUAUUUUUUUUAAAUUAAUGAAAAUAUGUAAUAUUAAUAGUUAUUAUUUACUGGUGCAGAUGGUUGACAUUUUUCCCUAUUUUCCUCACUUUAUGGAAGAAUUUAAAAAAAAAAAAAGAACAUUUCUAAAACCAGAGGACAAAAGGGGUUAAUGUUACUUAAAAUUACAUUAUAUAUAUAUAUAUAUAUAAAUAUAUAUAAAUAUAUUAAGAUACCAAUUUUUUUCUCUGGGUGCAAAGAUGUUUGUUCUUUUAAAAAUGUUUAAAAAAAAAAAAGGCCUCCUCUUUCCACCCCUCAAGUCAACUUUUGUGCUCCAGAAGAUUUUCUAUUCCGUAAGUCUGAGCGUAAAACUUCAAGUAUUAAGAUAAUUUGUACAUGUAGAGAAAAAAAAUGACUUUUUUCAAAAUAUACAGGGGCAGCUGCCAAAUUGAUGUAUUAUAAUAUUGUGGUUCUGUUUCUUGAGAGAAUUUUUUUGUUAUUUUUACAUCUAACAAAGGAAAAAAUUUAAAAAGAGGGUAAGAAACGACUCCAGUGGGGUGAUUUUAACAUGCAAAUGUCCGAGGUUUCUUCGCUUGCUUUCUUCCUUACUCUGCCCCCACACACACAUACACUUUCUGUAAAACUUGAAAAUAGAAAGCAAAAACCCUCAACUGUUGUAAAUCAUGCAAUUAAAGUUGAUUACUUAUAAAUAUGAACUUUGGAUCACUGUAUAGACUGUUAAAUUUGAUUUCUUAUUACCUAUUGUUAAAUAAACUGUGUGAGACAGACA